GCGUACCACGGCUGGAUUGCCCUCCUCUUCUGCCUGAUGUACAUUGUGGCCAUUUUGGGCAACGCUUGCCUGCUGUACAUCAUCGCCACCGAGCGCAGCCUCCACCAGCCCAUGUACCUCUUCCUGGCCCUGCUGGCCCUGGCAGACCUGGCCUUGUCCUCCUCCACCGUGCCCAAAACCCUGAGCGUCCUCCUCUCCCUCUCCAAGGAGAUCUCCUUCCAGGCCUGCCUCUCCCAGAUGUUCUUCACCCACGUCAGCUUCAUCGCAGAGUCCACCAUCCUGCUCGCCAUGGCCUUUGACCGCUACGUCGCCAUCUGCCGGCCCCUGCGCUACGCCGCCAUCCUCACCCGCCCUGCCAUCGCGAGGGUCGGGCUGGCCGCUCUUGCCAGGGGCUUCUGCGUGAUGCUCCCCACGGUCUUCCUCCUCCAGAGGCUGCCGUACUGUGGGCGCCGGGAGAUGCCUCACUCUUACUGCGAGCACAUGGGCGUCGCUCGCAUGGCCUGUGCAGACAUCGGCAUCAACAUCUGGUACGGCUUGGCGACCACCCUUUUGUCUCCCGGCCUGGACGUGGUCCUCAUUGCCGUCUCCUACACCCUGAUCCUCAGGGCGGUUUUCCGCCUCCCAUCCAAGGGUGCCCGCCUCAAGACCAUCGGGACGUGCGGCUCCCACCUGUGUGUCAUAGUCUUGUUCUACACCCCUGCCUUCUUCUCUUUCUUUGCCCACCGCUUUAGCCAUGACACCAUCCCGCAGCACCUUCUCAUUCUCCUGGCCAACAUCUACCAGCUCCUCCCUCCUGUCCUGAACCCCAUGGUCUAUGCGGUCAAGACCAAAUGCAUCCGGGAGAGGCUGAUGAGAAGUUACUAA
Lacerta agilis (Sand lizard) is the source of this 864-nucleotide messenger RNA. RefSeq names its product olfactory receptor 52B2-like. Gene Ontology annotation, biological process: G protein-coupled receptor signaling pathway. Gene Ontology annotation, molecular function: olfactory receptor activity; G protein-coupled receptor activity. The transcript has 2 exons. Gene Ontology annotation, cellular component: membrane. The record is from RefSeq and is a predicted model, not a curated record. NCBI's taxonomy places the organism in Eukaryota, Metazoa, Chordata, Lepidosauria, Squamata, Lacertidae. Bases 37 to 864 code for a protein of 275 amino acids.